AUGGUCCGGACGAAGAAGCUCUUAUCGCAGGGGACACCCUCCACUGGUUCGCCCCGUAAAUACAGUGGCACGAUGGACGACUAUGUGUCCACGCCGGCAGAUCUGCGGGGAGCCGGGUCUGCUGCCAAUAUGGCGCCGGCCUCCCCUGGCGCCGAAAGCGCGGGAAUCUCGUCGGAGGAUGGUGACCAGGGCGGUGCGCUGCAUCUGAUCCGGCAGGAACUUACCCGGAUUUCGGCAAAUAUGCUCACGAAGGCGGACUCCAGUGGCAUGCUCCAGGAAUUCCGGGCGGCGGUACGAGAGGAGAUUACCACACUGCGCACGGACCUGUCUGCUGUGGAGGUGAGAGUGGACGCCUUAGAGACGGAGACGCAAGCAAGCCGUUCCCAGCAUAGGGCAGCCGAGAUAGCAGCCACCAGGCAAGGGAACCUCCUCCUGACACUGCGGCGACAGGUUGAGGACUUGGAGAACCGCAGCCGCCGCCAGAACAUUAGGAUCCGCGGCUUACCGGAGCCGGAUACUUCACCGCUACCGGACACGGCCCGGGCUCUAUUUAAGCACAUCCUGGGGCAUAACUGCCCUGAAGAGAUCCAGUUCGAUCGGAUUCACAGGGCCCUGGGUCCCCCAAGACAAGAUGGGAAGCCCAGGGAUGUUCUCUGCUGCCUGCACGCAUAUAGCCUCAAGGAGGCACUGAUGUCCGCCACUAGAGGCAUGGACAAGAUCAUGUUCCAGGGCUUGGAGGUGGCGCUGUUCCAGGACCUCUCCGGCCUGACCCUGGACGCCCGUCGGGUGCUGCGGCCCAUCACUGCUGCCCUCAGAGAGAAGCAUGUGCCCUACUGCUGGGGAUUCCCCUUUAGCCUGCAGAUUAAGCAUGGUAACACUUGGCUUCAUAUUAGAUGGCCGGAUGACGUCGCCCCGACGCUGAGGACACUCCGCUUUCCCCACAUCCGCAUCCGCAACUGGCUAUUGGAAACACUGUUGGCGCCCAGCGGGAGACAGGGGUCCCGGAGUCCACAGCCGGAUCAACAGCAGGAGAGGGAGCCUCCCGCGAGGAUGAUGGGCGGCCCGGCAGGUGCUGAGGAGUGA
This is a messenger RNA of Pelobates cultripes (western spadefoot toad), 1083 nucleotides long. Lineage: Eukaryota; Metazoa; Chordata; Amphibia; Anura; Pelobatidae. The record is from the annotation of a GenBank genome assembly.